GAAAAUGGGAGAUAUCGAGAAGGGCAGGAAGAUCUUUGUCCAGAAAUGUUCCCAGUGCCAUACAGUUGAAAAGGGAGGCAAGCACAAGACUGGACCCAACCUGAAUGGCCUAUUUGGACGCAAGACUGGACAGGCUGAGGGCUUCUCUUACACGGAUGCGAAUAAGAAUAAAGGUAUCACCUGGGGUGAGGAUACUCUGAUGGAGUAUUUGGAAAAUCCAAAGAAGUAUAUCCCAGGAACAAAGAUGAUUUUUGCGGGUAUUAAGAAGAAGUCUGAGAGAGCAGACUUAAUAGCAUACCUCAAAGAUGCCACUUCAAAGUAAAAGUUAUCUGCUGCCUUAUUUAUUUCACAAAGGAGAUGGCAAUGGAAAUAUCUGUGAUGAGAUUGGUUUUUAAACUUUCUAUUUUUACAUGUACUGUGUCUAACCUUAAAAUCUGUCUCACCCAUCCGAUAAUGUUGCUCACGGUGGGUCACUGGAGUACACGCUUGUUUGGCAGCCAUUAACUUAAUGGAAACUAUGUAAUUGGGUUGAUUUAAAUGACUAUAAUGUUCAGUCAUUCUUCAUCAUAGAAUUAAAAAAAAAAAACAAAACAACAAAAACCCAAAACAUUUCCGGCCUCUUCAUUGUUUAAAAAAAAAAAUAAUCUAUAAGUAAUCAAAUGCGUAAUUGUCAGCAGCAUAAUAGCUUUGACAGCCCAACUCUUCCAGAUUAAAAAGCAGGGUGGUUUUUGGCAUCUUUUACCGUACAUCUUCUGCUACCUUAAAGACUUU
Messenger RNA from Haliaeetus leucocephalus (bald eagle), 771 nucleotides. Its product is annotated as cytochrome c. Gene Ontology annotation, cellular component: mitochondrial intermembrane space. The record is from RefSeq and is a predicted model, not a curated record. The transcript is spliced from 2 exons. Gene Ontology annotation, molecular function: electron transfer activity; heme binding. NCBI's taxonomy places the organism in Eukaryota, Metazoa, Chordata, Aves, Accipitriformes, Accipitridae. Gene Ontology annotation, biological process: mitochondrial electron transport, cytochrome c to oxygen; mitochondrial electron transport, ubiquinol to cytochrome c. Bases 5 to 322 code for a protein of 105 amino acids.